GGAAUUCCACUGAACAACAGCCAUCUUGUUGCGGUAUCAACAACAACACCAAAUUUAGCCACACAAUUGACCUUCCAGCUACCACCAGUACUAUUAUAGUAGCCUAGACACAGUGGCGUGUGUCGAGUCUCUUCAGUGUUCUAGGUAGCCUUGCACAGGGUUAUUUUAAAACACAUCUGCUCUACAGACACCUCCAUCAUGACGUACCAACUGUACCGUAACACCACGCUGGGCAACACACUCCAGGAGAGCCUCGACGAACUCAUACAGUUCCAGCAAAUUUCACCAAACCUCGCUCUUCGUGUGCUCUUGCAGUUUGACCGUGCAAUUAACACGGCUCUGGCAAAUAAGGUCCGCACUCGCAUCAAUUUCAAGGCUAGCAAGUUGAACACUUACCGGUUCUGUGACAAUGUAUGGACUUUCCUGAUGUCAGACGUGGAGUUUAAAGAAGUACAAGAUUUUGCCCAAGUGGAUAAGUUAAAGAUUGUGGCCUGUGAUGGACGAGAGUUGGAUGGCAAGAAGUAGAGAGGAAGAUCAAGAAGGAGGUGGAAUGGUGAGAUGAAGGACAGCCAAGAAACAAUGAGGUGUGUGAAAGGAGAGGAGGGGGAUUUUGAGAGAUGGGUGUGCUGCUGAUGGGCAAUGCUAAGUUGUGUUGAAGUAACUUGGGUAAACCAGAUACUCACAUAUACUUUGGGGCCUUAUUGUAGAAGGGGAAUGUCACAGAAGAACACAUCAUUUAUUCUGGUAAAAAGGAAUGAGUGAUGGUGCAAGAGUCUGUGAUAUACCCCUGGACUGUGUAGUGAAUGGGGCACUCCAGAUUUGUUUAUUAUACCAUUAUACUUACUUCAAAAACAGCUCAAUUUUAACCCCACUGUGUACGAUAGUCACCUCCGAGCCAAAUAAAAUCGUCUGGCAUUAACCAAAUAUAAUACUAAAAGUGGAGUCUCGCUAGUGAAGGGGUUAACCUCAUAUACACUACAGUACUGCAGCUGGUAAAGGUCUCACAAGAUAAAACAAAAAUAGAAUACACUACAUUGACAGAUCCUGAGGCCAUGGGUAAUGAUGUGGUCAUGUGUUCACAGGUCCUGGUCCUGGAGGUGCCACUAAUGACUAAGGCCACUCAAGGGAAAAUCAAAAGGUCAUUUAAAAUAAAUGCGUGAAGCAGAAACAGCAUGCAAAUAUGUUGGCCAUACAUUUGUUUUUGUGUUGAAGUGAGAAGGAAUAUUAAGAACAUAAUUAUUCGUAAUAUACAGUACGUCAUAGAAACGUAAUUACAUACUGAAACAAAUAUGAAAAGCUAAACAUAAUUUUAUGGCUCUGUUAAUUGCAUUACUUUUAGGGCUCUAUUGGUGACAUUAUAUUUGUGGUCUUAUAUAGCUUGUGAUUAUUUUAUGGCCCUAGACAGCUAAUAAUCAUUUUUGUGGUCCUGCAUGGCCUAUAAUUAUUUUAGUGGUCCAGAGCAGCUUAUACUAUUUUCAGGAUGAUAUAACAUAGAGUGUAUAAAUAAGUUAAGGCUCGCUUUAACUAUUGAGUUCAGGAUGUACACUACUCUAUUAGUUUCUAUUAGCUACAUGCAGUAUUUUGUACGGUUAUCUUUUUAAAUUUGUACUCACUCCAAAUUGUGCUGUGUGUUCUUUUUCUGCAUCUGAUAAAACACUUCAUUUAAUGUGCCUUUAAUGAUAAGUUUCUGGCCAUACAAUAAACCCCCGAUAUAACGGACACCGUCUAUAAUGAGCCUCAGCUUUAACGAACCCAUUGACCCAUUCAGACUACCUGUAGUUUCAUAUACAGUAUUAUGAACUUGGGUCUGUUAAAGAAAAUAUAACAGACUCGGGGUCCAUUAUGGUAAAAAAAAAACUUACGGACUCAAAUACUUGAAUUGCCGAAAAAUCCAAAUUAACAAAUUUUAUAAUAUUUUGACAUUACAGUAUUUGAUAAUUUUAAAAUGUUUGUAUUUGAUUAUUCGUUUGUUUUCUGGUCAGUUUCUUGAGAUUGUUCCAACUAAUCAACGUACUCUGUUACUAUGCCUUGGCUACCACAUAAAAUAAUCUACUUGUAAUUACACUAUAUCCUCGUUAAUUCAACAAAAACAGGGUUCUGAGUCACUAGAAUUACCCCCAAAAACCCAGUGUUUGAGAGAUGGCAAGUGCUGGCAACAUUCUUCGGGAGGAACAAUCAACAGUGUACCACUAUAAACAAGAGACUGGGUAUGUACCACAGUGCAACAGCUCAUCGGGGAUUAAGUGGGAUUUGGGGGAAAAUUAAUAAUUUUUUGAUUAUGUUUUAUUAACCAACCACCAAAUGAACCCAAAUAAAAUGGGAAUUAUAGUGAAAUUGCAUGAUGUCGUUAUAAAGGGAUCGCCAAUGAGGUGAGGUCUAAACAGCAUACCCUCCCUCCUCUGCCACCCCUCACCAGCCAGCAGUUACGCACCCUAACGUAGUUUUGUAUCUUAAUAUACAGGUAAUUCAUAUUUCAUUCCUAUACUGUAAUUACAGGUAAUUCAUCUUAAUCUAUUUCAUAAUAUAUUCCUAUAAUAAUAAUAAUAUAGAUUAUUGCGUAUUGCAUGAGUUGACUCGAUAAAUACCUGUCGUGUUCUCUGAUAAUAUUCCCUUUAGUACAUUUUGUAUAAAACAAAACAUGUUGAACCACUGUGGAAAAUGUAUGAUAAUUUAACUCAGUAAAUCUAUCCAUCUAAACUCAUAUUAGUAAGUUUACAGCAUUAAAAGUACUGUACUGUACUGUACUGUAUGUUUUUCCAAGAUUUGACCUUCAGUUUGUGAGUAUGACUACCUUACAUUCCAUGCACUGCUGUCGCCCUAACAGCCACACGUAUCAUUUUAAUCUAUUGAGUUUUUAACCUCACUAUUUUAUUGAGUUAUUUGGUAGAUAUAAGAACUUUACUAUAAAAUAACUUAAAUAGAAUAUUAUAAAAAAAAAUGUGGCAACUCUGCAGUGGGCGGCUGGCCAGCCACAUGGACUGUGUGUGAUUGGAGAAAUUUACUUGGCUUAUACAUAAAUAUUUAUGGCACUUGAUGCAGCUACUGAAUUUGGGUAUUUUAAAACAUACCAAAUGUAUCAAGUGCCAUAAAUAUUUGUAAGCAGGGUGAUUGUGCAUACGCAACCCAGCCACACAGCUCAUGAACUUAGCCAGGCAAGACCUCUGACAGACAGACAUUUAUUGAGAUAUAUGCCUGAAGGUGUUAUUAUCGUUAGCUCGUUAUAUAAGCAACUGUGCUUAACUGUGCAAGUGAACCUUCCCUCUGUCACGGUAAAAUGAUCAUAGUCACUUCGAUCUAUGUUGGUAUAUAACGACCGUGUCCAUCAUUAUUACAGAUCCAAAUAUAUAACAAACUUUUGGCUUUAACGGACCAACCUUCUCCCCAAUCAGUCUGUUACAUCGGGGGUUUACUGUAUUACGGUUGGUUAGAGAAAUGGGAUAUUUAUUAGGAAUGCUGUAACUUUUGGUGAACCUUUUACAUACAGGGUAAGAAUAUUGGUAGAUGUUCGAUUGAGUUAAUGGGUCUAAGUAGACACUCGAAUCAUCUUGAUGGAAGGUAGUUUAAGUCUUAGUAAAUGUACAAGGUGACGAGAUCAUAUUGAUGGAAAAAAUUCAGAGCCGGGUCAUACCUACUGUAAGUGUAUUGAGAACAUAAACUAGUGAUUGUAAGAUCAUCUGGUUAAAGGUUUGACCUGGGAACUAUUAUGUUGUUUGGAUAAGAUGUUGCUAACAUCAUUUAUUACAUGGUUUCUUGAGCAACUGGUUUUGAUAUAUAAAAAAUGUGUAAUUUUUUUCAGCUUUUCCAGAAUGGUGGUGAUAUUUGGCACAAAUAAUCAUGUUUUGGCAUAUCAAGUAUGUUAAAAGGUCACAGAAAAAUCAUUGUAACAAUGGUUUGAGCUUAGUGGCCGACAUUUGGAGGAAAACAUAUACAGUGUACUCAACUUGUAUAUAUUAUUAAUCUUGAACAAGUAUGAAUGGUCAUUUAAGAGAAAAACUGGAUCAGCCAAGAGAGUGUUAAAACUGCCUUAAGGACCAUAUACUCAUUGAAUUCUAAUGUGAUUGUUGGAGUGAUGCAUUUACUGUAUAUUAUGUUGAAGGGACUAUGUAUUAGUAACCUUAGUAGUACUUUCCAUACUUGAUGGAUUUGAAUAGGAAAAACUGACAUACAAGUUUUCUCUCAACAGUGGUCUUGAAUACUUGUAUUUUUUAAUGCAUCCAAGAAAGUUCCUGUCCACUACAAAUUAGAUUGGAACAGUUACAAGUUAUAUAUGGACAUUAACCUAACCAUCUCUAGGAUAGGUUAGGUAGGAGCCCAGUUGACUAAUUUCUGAUUGGAAUUAUUGUCUGGUGGUAAGGAAACUGCUAGGUAAUAUUUGUCACAUCAUAGGAACCACUAAGAAUUUCAACCAUUGUUUUAUAUAAUAAGUUGACUUGAUGUAUUUAUUGUUUGAUAAAUGAAAGAUCUUCAAGGAAGUCAAA
Messenger RNA from Homarus americanus (American lobster), 4478 nucleotides. It is a transcript of the gene TfIIA-S, whose product is annotated as transcription initiation factor IIA subunit 2-like. The transcript has 4 exons. Lineage: Eukaryota; Metazoa; Arthropoda; Malacostraca; Decapoda; Nephropidae. Gene Ontology annotation, biological process: RNA polymerase II preinitiation complex assembly; transcription initiation at RNA polymerase II promoter. The record is from RefSeq and is a predicted model, not a curated record. Gene Ontology annotation, molecular function: RNA polymerase II general transcription initiation factor activity; TBP-class protein binding. Gene Ontology annotation, cellular component: transcription factor TFIIA complex. Bases 199 to 525 code for a protein of 108 amino acids.